CAAAUACGAGCGGAAGCCAUCUUGAACGGUUGGUUGACAUGACUCUUUUCGCAGUCAGCUAAAAAAAAUUGAGUACACCUUACAAACACCGCAUAGGGAACCGGUUAUUUCAGGUAUUUAAAGGGAAAGAAGAAUGAGAAAGACGCAGCGGCGCAGUUGAGCUUCACAAGAUGGCUUGCUGAGCCCUCCUGGUGAAUGGUUUUCUACAUAACUUACGGAAUUUAACAUAAAAGAUUUAGCCCUUAAUUACUGGAAAAAUUAAAAAUAAAUGCUUAGAAGUUUCAGAAAGUUUGAAAGGGUCGGAUAAUUGGAGUCACCAAAACGAGAACAUUGUGGAGGAACCUCACAACAUUGUGGAGGAGCUGAGAGGAGAGAUUUGGACAAUUUUUUGAAGACUCAAUAAUAGAGGACAAUCAAGCUCUGAGGAGUCCCAGGAAAGUGGACUCUAGUCAUCCAGAGACUGUUAAAGCCUUCAUUACUAUUGGAGCAGAAAAGAAAAGCUACGUAAACAUGAGUACUGCCAGGACAGAGAACCCAGUGAUUUUGGGCUUGUCAAACCAGAACGGACAGCUGAGAGGCUCAGUGAAGCCUGCAGGAGCUCCAGGUGGAGGUGGUGGUGGUGGUGGUGGUGGUGGUGGAGGAGGAGGCCCUCAACUGCAGCUUAACCAGAUGAAAGGAGCAAUCAACAAUGGUAACUCCCAGCCGGUCCCUACAACUAACGCUGUCAUCAAACCUGGAGAUGACUGGAAGAAAAAUUUGAAAUUGCCCCCAAAAGACAUGAGGAUGAGAACUUCGGAUGUGACUGCAACAAAAGGCAAUGAGUUUGAAGAUUAUUGCCUGAAGAGGGAGCUGCUCAUGGGAAUCUUUGAGAUGGGCUGGGAAAAGCCAUCUCCAAUCCAGGAGGAAAGUAUUCCCAUUGCACUGUCAGGGAGAGAUAUCCUGGCCAGAGCCAAGAAUGGCACGGGAAAGAGUGGAGCCUACCUCAUUCCCUUACUUGAACGCAUUGACCUGAAGAAGGACUGCAUACAAGCAAUGGUCAUAGUGCCCACCAGAGAACUGGCUCUGCAAGUCAGCCAAAUAUGUAUCCAGGUCAGCAAACACAUGGGCGGAGUGAAGGUAAUGGCAACCACAGGUGGAACCAACCUCCGUGAUGACAUCAUGAGACUCGAUGAAACGGUACAUGUGGUCAUUGCCACUCCUGGGAGGAUUUUAGACCUCAUCAAGAAAGGAGUGGCUAAAGUCAAUCAAGUGCAGAUGAUUGUUCUGGAUGAAGCAGACAAACUCCUGUCUCAGGACUUUGUAGUGAUGAUGGAGGAGAUAUUGGGCUUCCUGGCCAAACAGAGGCAGAUUCUGCUGUAUUCUGCAACCUUCCCUCUCAGCGUGCAGAAGUUUAUGAACUCACACUUGCAGAAACCAUACGAGAUCAACCUGAUGGAGGAGCUGACACUGAAGGGUGUGACUCAGUAUUACGCUUAUGUAACUGAAAGGCAAAAGGUUCAUUGCCUUAACACCUUGUUCUCCAGGCUCCAGAUCAACCAGUCCAUAAUUUUCUGCAACUCCUCUCAGAGAGUGGAGCUCCUCGCCAAGAAAAUUUCCCAGCUUGGUUAUUCAUGUUUCUACAUUCAUGCCAAGAUGAGACAGGAGCACCGCAACCGCGUAUUCCACGACUUCAGAAAUGGCCUCUGCAGGAAUCUCGUCUGCACUGAUCUCUUCACAAGAGGCAUUGACAUUCAAGCUGUGAAUGUCGUGAUCAACUUUGACUUUCCCAAGCUGGGAGAAACAUACCUUCAUCGCAUUGGUAGAUCCGGCCGCUUUGGACACUUGGGUCUAGCCAUCAACCUCAUCACUUACGACGAUCGCUUCAACCUGAAAGGGAUUGAGGAGCAGCUCGGGACAGAGAUCAAGCCCAUCCCUGGCAUCAUUGAUAAGAGCCUCUAUGUGGCAGAGUACCACAGUGAGAGUGGCGAAGAACUGAAGCCAUGAGCCAAUCAGUCCAUCCUCCAUUGUCCCCUUGUACCUUUUUUUUCCUCCCCCACAUCCCCCCUGUCUUGGAGUUCCUUUUUUAUGUACAGUUUCUGUCUGUCCUCCUUUUUUUUUUUUUUUGAUGCCACCAUGAGGAAUGUGUAUUUUGAUGGACGCGUUUUGGAAGAACUCAUUUGCCUUUUUAUUGGGCUCAGUGCUGCAUCACCACCACCACCCUGAAGACACAAGCACCUGGAGGAAAGCAUGGGACCAAGUAAAAAUAUAUCGAUGCACAGUGUGACAAUUCAUAUCCACCGAUGACACAAAGCCAGCACCAACAGACCGCUCCAUGUCGCCCUCCAUUCUCCACUUUUUAUUUUGGAAGUUUUAACCAAUUUGUAUCAAGUGCCUUAACAAGCAGUUCAACUCGUUCUUAAGUAAUAACCCUCCAUUAUCCGCCAUUAUCUCGCUCGCCUCAUACCACACACUCACUUUCACCUAAUUGAAAAUUUGUCACACUAAUUUAAUGUCCGAUGGCGUAGGUGAAUUCAUCACAGCUUUUGGUUGGGUCAUCUGUUUGAGAGAAAUGGAGAUAAUUAGGAGGGAGACUGGUCUGAAUUACCUUUCUGCUGGCUUAGCUGCACUUGCGUCUGGCUGAGAAAUGAGGACAAAACUUGGAUUUUUCCAUGGACAGAGAUGCUGGAAUUUUUCCAAAAGACAGCCAGACUGUCCAGCCGCUUGUGGAGAAGCUUGUGCUUCCAAAAGACCCAAACCCUUUCCUCUGUCUUCAGCAUCAGAACACUAAAUAUGAAUGAGCAGCCUCUCAACACCAUGAGUCAUGAGGAUUCCUGUUUCGGUGGAGUUAAAUUGUGGGGAGCGUUUUUUUUUUUUCUUUCUUUUUCUUUCUUGUCCUGUGUUUCACCUUCCUAUGGAUGGCCAUACUAAAUUCUAAGAGUGCAGCCGACAUGUGGGGCGCACCUCACACUUUGUAUAUACCUUCAUUUUAAGAUUGUUUUAAACAAGUUCAAAAGGCUGGCCGACAAACUGAAAGCUUUCCCCCUUCUCUCUUGUUAGCACUGGAGACUGUUUCCUUAAAUGCCAGUUUGUUUGUUCUGCAAUAUUGGCCUGUGAAUUUAUUUAUAAUUUUAGAAAUUGCAGAAGUUACUAGAAUCUAAAACAUUGAAAUGACCUUGUGCAUGAAAUGUUUUUGGUGGCCGAGCUCAUCACUGAUAAUCUUUUAGCCCCUACAAAUUGAUGGCCAGUGCAAUUCUUGAAAGCUGCACUUAAACUGAGAGUUAAACUUGUCGCCCGUUUUCUCCUGCUCCCAGUGUUAACGAGUGUUCAGUCGAGACAGAUGGCUUUGAUAAGCUUGUGCAUUUGAGUAAUGAAUUCUUUGUUAUCACCAGCCUUAACUUGUGAAACUGACUCUUGACACACUCUUAAGAUCUCCAUUUACAAUGAGUGUUAUUUAAAGAGAAAAUAUUAUAUCAUGUAGUAGUACUACUCGCUGCAGUGCAGCUGAAUUGGCAGAGAAUUAGUUUUCUGGGGGAGGUAUUUGCUGUUACGUUGAUCUAUAUGCUCUUUAAGCACAGCUACAUAAUUUGUUGAGCAGGGAGCUGUGGAUUUAUUUUCCCCCCUUUGAAGAAUGUCGGCCGAAUGCAUCAAAAUGAACCAUCUGACCUAACAUGUAGCAGGAAUUAGUUCUCUGUGCAUUCCAAGUUAGCUGGCUUUAUGAAACCGGUUAACAAAAGAUGCCUCACGAAAACAACCUGAGCAGGUUGAGCAGCACUUAGCACACAGAGAUGGGUUCAGGCAAUAACGCUGACUGCACUGCUUUUUGUACACCCGUGCUGCCCCUGAGAGAAGUGUAAGAUGGUGCAAGAAAAGAGAAUUGGCACAGAGGGGGAAUGGGCAUGAAGGAUUUCAGAAUUUCUAUCAGUCGGACUGCUUGUUUAAAAAAAAAAAAAACAACAACUUUAGCAUCCCAGGCUGCUGAGUUUAUUUCUUAUUUCUCUGCCCUUUAUUGCUUUUGAUAUUUUGGGUUUGGGUUACGUUUUGCAAUUUUAUGCAACAUUGACAACCUUUAUAUUGCAUUAAGGUUUUCUUAGCAGGCGUUUGCAGAGCUGAAACCUUUUCUGCAAAUGAGGUUCCCUUAGUUAUGAUGAGAUGCUCUCAACCGUUCUAACCAAUGAGAAGUAUUAUUGCACAUUUAAUUUAAGCUCUUUUUAAACGCUUUGAAACAGAUCAGUUUAAGCUUUCACCUGUAUUUCUCAUUGUUUAGGGCUUUGACCCCUGUUCUCUCAGCUCCAUUGUUGUCCCCUUAAAAAAAAAAAACUUGCUCAUCUGAUUUGGCUGUUUUGGCUUAUUGUUUGGGUGGGAGGGUAGUGUUUUGUUAUAAAAAUGGAAGGGAAAAAAAAACUAAAUUAAAUUGAGCACAAGUUGAGUGAACAGGGGUUAAAUCUAUACAGGCACUUGGCAGCUGUCUGUAAGGUGUCAGCCCUCUGGCAGUAAUCAGCGCAGCAAAUGCUUUCAAGGCAAAAGCCAACAGUCCUUUAACAUCGAAUAUGUUGUCACCUUUAUGGGAUUCUGCUUGACUGCCUGUGGCUGACAUCUUGAGAACCUUUAAGACUGAGACAAGAGCAUCUUUUCCCAGAUUGGCUAAAUAAUUGGAUCAUUUCUGUAACUAAAUUGUCUCAUUCUUUAAGGUCUUUUAAAAAAAAAUUGUGGGGUGGGUAAAUUAGUGUUUUUGCUGCCCUGAUGCACAUGUUCAUCCUCUCCUGAUAGUUCUGACAAACACAUCCUGACACAGCUUUUGUGUACAAUUUGGCCGUCCUGUAACCUUUCUGUCGAGGAGGAUAUGAGUGGAGUCUUUGAGGGAUCUUUUCCAAAACGUGUGCAUCAGUGAAACAACGGGGAGGAGCCUACGGGCUUUACAAAAACAGGAUAUGAUCAAAAGAUCCAAAGUUAUGGAAGUGGGUAAAAAAAAAAAAAGUUCAAAAAAGUUGCCCUUAAAUUUGGAUUUUUGUUUUCCUUUCGAAUGAAAUGUUCAAGUGGAGUAAACCUUAUUUCAAAAGUCUCCAAAUUUAAGUGAAGAAUUUAAAGCCUGAGUUAAUUUUCUUUUUAUUUGAUGGAAAUUUGGUCGUUAUUUAAUUGGCAGAAUUUUUCAGUGAUGCUAUUUUUACAGUGGAGUUCAGUUUAAAAGGAUGUCAUCAGUAUGAUUGGAUGUGAUUGAAAGUUUGGUUUAAAAUAAAGCUCACUGAAAUUUA
Molecule: messenger RNA, 5228 nt
Organism: Labrus mixtus (cuckoo wrasse)
Lineage: Eukaryota; Metazoa; Chordata; Actinopteri; Labriformes; Labridae
Gene: ddx6
Product: DEAD (Asp-Glu-Ala-Asp) box helicase 6
Exons: 14
Coding region: 511-1983 (490 amino acids)
Biological process (GO): cytoplasmic stress granule assembly; P-body assembly
Cellular component (GO): cytoplasmic stress granule; P-body
Molecular function (GO): RNA helicase activity; mRNA binding; ATP binding
Source: RefSeq, a predicted model, not a curated record